Carya illinoinensis is the source of this 3120-nucleotide messenger RNA. RefSeq lists its product as uncharacterized. NCBI's taxonomy places the organism in Eukaryota, Viridiplantae, Streptophyta, Magnoliopsida, Fagales, Juglandaceae. The record is from RefSeq and is a predicted model, not a curated record. The transcript has 6 exons. The coding region runs from base 1 to 3120 and encodes 1039 amino acids.
AUGGAGGCAGUCAGGAUGUCUCUGAAAAUGGAUGGAUGUUUUGAUGUUAAAAGUGUGGGAAUGAGUGGAGGAGAUUUCAAUGAAAUGUUGCAUCAAAAAGAAAAGCAAGGAGCAUCCAGCAGACCAUACAACCAAAUUGAAGCAUUUAGACAAGCUAUUGAGAGAUGUGGACUUUAUGAUGUGCAUCACCUGGGACAACACUUUACCUGGUCAAACAACAGAAGGGGUACGGAGUUUACCAAGGAAAGAAUAGACAAGGCUAUGGCUAACAAGGAGUGGAAAGAACUUUUCAGAGAUGCAGAGGAUGUGAAGUGGCGCCAGAGGGCAAAGCAACACUGGCUAAAACUUGGUGACAGAAACACACACUUCUUCCAUCAGCAGGCCUCUCAAAGAAGAAGAACCAACACAGUUAGAAGCAUAGAGGAUCAACAAGGGAGAGUAGUUGCUAACCAGGCAGGAAUAGGUGAAGUUUUCACAGGUUAUUUCUCCACAUUAUUUUCCACCUCUUGCCCCACUGGUUUUGAUGAAUGCUUGCAUGCCAUGGAGUCAAAAUUAACAGUUGAUAUGAAGUCUUGGCUCUCAAAGCCAUUCACCCGAGAGGAAGUCAGAGGUGCUGUGUUUCAGAUGAAUCCAUUAGGGUCAUCUGGACCUGAUGGUUUGCCAGCUCAUUUCUAUCAAAAACAUUGGGAAGUGGUGGGUGAGGAAGUAUACUCUUAUGCACUCGAAGUCCUCAACUGUAGUAGGUCCCUCCAAGAUGUUAAUGACACUUACAUAUCCCUUAUUCCCAAAGUGAAAAACCCCAAGAAAUUAGCUGAGUUUAGACCAAUAAGUCCUUGUAAUGUGCUGUACAAAAUUGUUUCUAAAACCCUUGCUAACAGAAUGAAAGGUAUUCUCCACAACCUUAUCUCAUUGAACCAAAGUGCCUUUGUCCCGGGUAGGCUCAUCUCAGACAACAUAUUAGUAGCUUAUGAAGUUCUACACUCUAUGAACUCGAGAAUGAAAGGAAAAAGAGGAUGUAUGGCACUAAAAAUUGACAUGAGUAAGGCAUAUCACAGGAUAGAGUGGAGCUUUGUUGAAACUGUAAUGGUUAAGAUGGAAUUCCCAAUUAGAUGGAUUAGGCUCAUUCAAUCUUGCCUUAACUCAGCAUCCUAUUUUAUUUUGGUUAAUGGAGAACCACAAAGGAAAUUCAUGCCAUCAAGGGGACUUAGACAAGGAGAUCCAGUGUCUCCCUACAUUUUCAUCAUGUGUGCAGAAGCCCUUACUUCACUUCUGAAAAAAGUUGAACAAGCUGGACAGAUCACUCCUGCACCUAUUGGAAGAGGCCCCAUCACAGUUAAUCAUCUGUUUUUUGCAGAUGAUAGCAUACUCUUCUGUCAAGCAACAACCAAGGAGCUUUCAUGUGUCCUCAAAGUCCUUGAAGUUUAUGGAAAGGUAGGUGUUAAAGCAACAAGCAAUUUCGAGAAGUAUUUUGGACUACCAGCUGUAGCAGGGAGGCAAAAAGUGGCAACCUUUCAUAUACUCAUUGAUAGAACCCGGGCUAGGAUGGUCAACUGGAAGAAUAAGUUUUUGUCAAAUGCAAGGAAAGAAGUCCUCUUAAAAGCAAUGUUACAGGCCAUUCCCACUUAUGCAAUGGGGAUUUUCCUGAUACCAACCUCGAUUACAAACAAGCUGAACCAACUUAUAAGAAAAUUUUUGUGGGGCUACAAUGAGGAUACUUCAAAGAUACAAUGGGUCAGGUGGAAUCAACUCAGCUACAGCAAAGAGGCAGGUGGUCUUGGUUUCAGAGAUUUCAGAAGCUUCAACUUUGCUUUACUUGCUAAACAAGGGUGGAGGAUUUUACAGAAUCCAUCAUCUUUAGCUGCUAUGGUCUUAAAAAAAAAAUACUUCUCAAAAUCUGGAUUGUUAGAUGCAACACUAGGGUCAAGACCUUCCUUUGCGUGGAGAGGAGUGUGUGCAGGUCUGAAAGUUCUAAGAGAAGGACUCGUGUGGAGAGUGGGCAAUGGGCACAAAAUUAACAUUUGGAAGGACUGGUGGAUAACUUCUUUUCCAUCAAAAAAAGUAGUCUCUACUCGACCAAUGGGUUGUGAGUGUGAACAGGUAAGUGAUCUAAUAGACAGUGACCUAAAAACCUGGAAAUAUCCUCUCAUCCAGGAGCUACUAUCUGCACAGGAGUAUGAAGCUGUAAGAACAAUACCCCUCAGUGUUGGGGUUAGGGAAGAUAGGAUGGUUUGGCACUUCACCACCAAUGGCCAGUACUCAGUAAAAAGUGGUUACCAUGUUCACAGACAAAUGGAAGCUGAUCUUCAGGGGGAGCCAUCUAGAAGAACACAAGUCAAGCAUGUGUGGAAGAGUAUAUGGAAGCUAAAGACUACUCCAAGUGUCAAACAGUUCGUGUGGAGAGCAUGCAGUGAGGCCCUACCAACACUAGCAAACCUGAAGAGAAGGAAGAUUGUAGCGGAUAGCAGUUGCUUCAUCUGCACACAAGCCACUGAAACCUCAAGUCAUGCCUUGUGGAGCUGUGUUGCUACUCAGGAUGUGUGGAAACAAAGUUGCAGAAAGGUCCAGAAAAUGACCUGCCAUAGUGACCUCUUUUUUUAUAUUUGGUCCAUUCUAGUAGAGAAUCUAGAUGUUGCUGAGCUAGAAGAGACUGCAGUUGCCAUAGAAGAGGUAUUCACCUUCAGAGAAUCCAUUGUAAUAGACCAAGGAACAAAGAAACAGGCUGGUGCAGCAGGGCAUAAGUGGUCCAAACCAAUGCAUAAUUUUUACAAGCUCAAUUGGGAUGCAACUGUUAGAGCAAAGGAGGGAAGAGUUAGGAUAUGUGUGAUAGUCAGAGACUACCAAGACAAAGUGGUUGGCACUGUAAGAGCUCAAAGACCUUUAAGAGGGACUCCUUUCGAUGCUGAGGCUUAUGGGCUGUUGGUUGCAGCUGUGUUUAACAGAGACCUGGGACUGCAACAGAGCAAAGCACUGGACUGGAGCUUUGAGGGGUGCCUGAUUGAAGAUGCAAAAAGGGUACUGAAUUUAAGUAUCAACUGGACAGUUUCUCAUGUCCAUAGAGAAGCAAACAUGGCAACACACCAACUUGCAAAAGUAGCUACAGAGAUGGCAGAGGAUGUCUAA